Austrofundulus limnaeus is the source of this 1925-nucleotide messenger RNA. RefSeq names its product UDP-glucose 6-dehydrogenase (gene ugdh). Gene Ontology annotation, cellular component: nucleus. Gene Ontology annotation, biological process: glycosaminoglycan biosynthetic process. Lineage: Eukaryota; Metazoa; Chordata; Actinopteri; Cyprinodontiformes; Rivulidae. Gene Ontology annotation, molecular function: UDP-glucose 6-dehydrogenase activity; NAD binding. The record is from RefSeq and is a predicted model, not a curated record.
AUGUUUCAGAUAAAGAAGAUAUGUUGCAUUGGAGCUGGAUAUGUCGGUGGUCCAACCUGCAGUGUCAUCGCUCACAUGUGUCCAGAGAUCACGGUGACUGUUGUGGAUGUCAACGAGUCUCGCAUCAAAGCCUGGAACUCUGACACCCUGCCUAUCUAUGAGCCAGGACUGAAAGAGGUGGUUGAAUCAUGCAGAGGAAAGAAUUUAUUCUUUUCCACAGACAUCGACUCAGCCAUCAGGGAUGCCGACCUCGUCUUCAUCUCCGUGAACACCCCGACCAAGACCUACGGGAUGGGGAAGGGCCGCGCUGCUGACCUGAAGUUCAUCGAGGCGUGCGCCCGGCGGAUCGUGGAGGUGUCCGACGGCUACAAGAUCGUCACGGAGAAGAGCACGGUGCCGGUGCGGGCCGCGGAGAGCAUCCGGCGGAUAUUCGACGCCAACACCAAACCCAGCCUCAACCUGCAGGUUCUGUCCAACCCGGAAUUCCUUGCAGAGGGAACAGCGGUGCGGGAUCUGAAGGAGCCGGACCGCGUCCUGAUUGGUGGGGACGAGACCGCCGAAGGUCAAAGGGCAAUCAGAGCGCUGUGUGCUGUUUAUGAACACUGGGUUCCCAAAGCACGAAUCAUCACCACCAACACAUGGUCGUCUGAACUCUCCAAACUGGCAGCCAAUGCCUUCCUGGCUCAGCGAAUCAGCAGCAUCAACAGCAUCAGUGCUCUCUGCGAGGCCACUGGAGCUGAUGUGGAGGAAGUAGCCAAAGCCAUCGGUAUGGACCAGAGAAUAGGCAGCAAGUUCCUCAAAGCCAGUGUUGGUUUUGGCGGGAGCUGUUUCCAGAAAGACGUGCUUAAUCUGGUGUAUCUGUGCGAGGCCCUCAACCUGCCCGAGGUGGCUUCUUACUGGCAGCAGGUGAUCGACAUGAACGAAUACCAAAAACGGCGCUUCGCCUGUAGGAUCAUAGAUUGUCUCUUCAACACUGUCACUGGCAAAAAGAUUGCUCUGCUGGGCUUCUCUUUCAAAAAAGACACUGGUGACACAAGGGAGUCGUCGAGUAUCUACAUCUCUAAAUAUCUGAUGGAUGAAGGAGCCAAGCUCUUCAUUUAUGACCCCAAAGUUCUUAAAGAGCAAAUAAUUCACGACCUGUCCCAGCCCAGCAUCUCAGAGGACAACCCUGGCCGAGUGUCUGAGUUGGUGACCGUAACGUCUGACCCUUACGAGGCGUGUCAGAGCGCUCAUGCACUGGUCAUCUGCACCGAGUGGGACAUGUUUAAGGAGCUGGACUACGAGAAGAUUUACAAGAAGAUGCUGAAGCCGGCCUUCAUCUUUGACGGCCGCAGAGUGCUGGACCACCUCCACGCUCAGCUCCAGUGCAUCGGCUUCCAGAUCGAGACCAUUGGAAAGAAAGUGGCGGUAACAAGAAUCCCCUACACCCCGGCAGCCGCUUGCCCUCGCACCGCUGCCGUCGAACCCCCCACCAAGAAGGCCAAAGUCUGAAGCUGAUCCCUCCCCAUCGAGACAUUCCUCUCAGUCCAUUUCAUUUCAGCAGCAGUAGGGGUCUGAUUAAAGCGUACUCCCCUCAUUAGCCGAGCAGCAGGAGCAGCUGCUUCUCCGCAGAGGGACGGAGGUGGCUGAGCAUUAAAUCCAGUUUUUAUUUGAGAAUCUUUAAACGCGUUCAGCACGAAACCAUUCCAGCCGCACGAAUAUGGUUUUUACAACAUGCUGAACAUCAGACCCUCCAUCUGCUCCGCUCAUUUUGUAGAGAUUUUAAACACGAGGCUACUUUUUUACUGAAAUCAAUUAUUAAUUGCUAAGUUUUAUACGAUUUCUUUUUACAAAAAUAUUUUUAUGGAUCACCACACUGUUAAUCCUCUGCAUCAAAUACUGUUUACUCAAAAGGGCCAAUGCAAUAAACUGAUGUCUGUUUUUAA